CGCCCGCGAGUCAAUGGUCAGUAACUAUCACCCGACAGGGACACAGCCCUUUUCUAAAAAGGGACCAUUACCGUCCCAGAUGCGCACGCACAGAUCGGUCGGAGGCGAGAAUUGGUCUUUUCAGGACACAGUUCAGCUCUUGUAUGGAUGUAUCCCCAGAUCGCAGGGUUUCCAAGAAAUCGAGCCUGUCCCUUGUGCACUUGUGAAUAAUUUCGCAAGACAGCACUUCCACUUCGGGACUCCGGGUUAUCCUGAAGCUGCCCGGGACCUUUCCAGCUGCCCAGCUCCAGGUCUCCGGACAUUGUGCUCCAGGCUCCGGGCUGAGCUAGCUAGUGUUUGCUUCCUGUUCUUUCCACCGAGGGAAGCGAGUGCCACCCCCACCCGCAUUUGCCUGCGAGUCUCCCUAGCUAGUAGGAGGGCAGCCUUCCCGUCCCGGGAGGAAAAUGGCGCAGCUAAUUUGGUGAGGAGAGCCGGCCCCGCCCCCGAAAGGAGUAGUCCGCCAGGUGUCUGGGAACUUGAGCGUGGGAAGAAAGGUGCUUAGUGUUCUGAACCCUUGGGCUGCAUUUCAAAACAGUCAUAUUUUUAAAGGGGUUAGAGGAGGGGGAGGAAGAGGACAUGGCAACAUUCCAGAAACCAGCAUUAUUACAACACCAUAGCCAGUAUGUUUAGUUUGGCUUUUCCUAACAUAGAAAUCGUAGAAGGUGGGGGAAGUGGAAAUAAAGUUUUAAAAAAGAGAGCAGUUUUCCAACUAUGUCAACAAAGCCUAUCGUGUUGAUGUUUUUAUUGACCAUUUUAGCAACAUGCUAAUAAAAUUUCAAAUUGAAAUUUUUAUUUUCAUGGCUUUAAUCCAUGAUAGUUUAAAUACUGGGGGCCAUUAAGAGUGGAUUUAGCUAAGAGCUUAGCUAACAUUGCCUUUUCACUCUAUUUUUCUCAAAUCGUAUGAGAAUUCUGUUUUUGACUAUUGUAGUUAAUUUUUUUUUUUGCUUUCAACAGCAGCCCUAGUAAUGGUGGAAUUGUUAAUCGAUGUGUAUAUUGUACUGAAUUUCUGUCAGUUAAAGGGUUUACUGCUUUGGUGGAAAUUGCUAGCAGGUUCCAUGAUGUUUCUUUUCUUCGUGUUGUAUGUCAUUACCAUUUCACAUUUUUCUUCCUCUCCUACUGAUCUCCUUAAAAAGAAAUCUAGAGUUGGUGGCUUUAUUCCCCUCCCCCUUGGCAAAUCCUACAGCUCAGUUCUGCCUAAAAACAGGGAAGAACUUGUAGGAUCAGGACAAACGUGUGUUUUUCAAAAAAAAGUUAAGGCUGGGUGACACCCCUUCCUUGGGCGAGGAUUUCCAAAUUUCCCUCCUUGUGCUGCAGCCCUAGCCUGACUUAUUGUUACUUGAUUCAGUGUGUUAGACACUUAGAGCAUCUCUGUCUCUUUCAAGGGAAUUUGUCAAAUAAUGCUGUUUAGCUAAUUGUUGCAAGCAAUUGCAUAUUGACAGCUGUGAUUUAGUUGGACAGCAAAUAUUAUGGCCAAAGCCAGUUUCUUGGCAUUUCAAAUAUAAUGCAAUAAAAACUAGUCGAGGUUAGCUGAGACUGGAAAUGCCUUUUUCAUGGUAAAUGAUUCAUUUCUCUCUUCUUUUCUUUUUUUUUCUUUCUUUUUUUUUUUUAUUUUCAUCCUGGAUUCAUUCCCUGAUCUUAAAUCAAAAGGUCACAUCAAUGAAAUAUGAACUAAAGUAUUUUUCUUAAGCCUAUUGAGUGAUUUAUUUUUUAAAAAAUGUUUAAAUGCAUAUGCUUUUCUUUCAGCACAAACAAUAGCAAAAUUUUGUAAUAACUGACUUACCUUUGCAUGUAUGGAGAACUGAAAGUCAUUUAUUUCCCUAACUUAUUCCUCUUUUGAAUAACAGAUGGCAGAUCAUAAACUGAAAUUCUUUAUUGUAUCUACACACUCCACAUUCUUUACUGUGUCCUACUACUGUAUCUCCGCUCCCUGCUGUAUUAAACACCAUCUUAAGCACUUGUUCCUACAGGACUCCUUCUUGACAUUUUGUUUUCCACUUCAAAGUCAUUCAAAGUGUGAGAUUUCAUCAAAAGAAAUGAAUCAGUCUCUAUCAUACCUAAUACUAAGAUGUAUUUCCUCUGAUGGUACAUGAUCUGAGUUCUCUCUUCCUAAGAGGGUCACUCUAACAGAGGAAUAGUUUAUCAGCUUUAUACUUGCUGAGACUAAACUGAAAAUAAAAAUAAGUUGGGAAGUUAAA
Molecule: messenger RNA, 2234 nt
Organism: Microcebus murinus (gray mouse lemur)
Lineage: Eukaryota; Metazoa; Chordata; Mammalia; Primates; Cheirogaleidae
Source: RefSeq, a predicted model, not a curated record